Catharus ustulatus (Swainson's thrush) is the source of this 6252-nucleotide messenger RNA. It is a transcript of the gene PLXNA2, whose product is annotated as plexin A2. Bases 225 to 5900 code for a protein of 1891 amino acids. Gene Ontology annotation, biological process: regulation of cell shape; positive regulation of axonogenesis; regulation of GTPase activity. Gene Ontology annotation, cellular component: semaphorin receptor complex. The record is from RefSeq and is a predicted model, not a curated record. NCBI's taxonomy places the organism in Eukaryota, Metazoa, Chordata, Aves, Passeriformes, Turdidae. Gene Ontology annotation, molecular function: protein binding; semaphorin receptor activity. The transcript is spliced from 32 exons.
AGCUGCGGGCAGCGGCGGCCGCCCGGCCCCGGAUUUCCAUGGUACCGGGGGCCGCCUGCAUCCCCCCGCCCUGAGCCGGCAGCGGGCGGCAGCGGAGCGCCGAGGGCCGGGCACACGGGAUCUAAUCCUUCACCCUGGGUGGUUCUUGUCUCCACAGAACCAUGUGAGGGACAUUGCCAGGACUCAGGACACGCGCAGGGGACGCGGAGUUUGCCUUUCCCAGGAUGGAUCAGAGGAGGAACUGGCCUCGGGCACCGGACUCUGAUGGUUGGUCAGUGGCUCUGCUCUGCCUCUUCCUGGCAUCGCUGUCCCGGAACGUGUCCAGCAAUGCCUUGUUCAACACUUUCCACUCGGAGAACCGGGACUGGACGUUCAACCACCUGACAGUGCACCGGGGCACCGGGGCCGUCUACGUGGGGGCCAUCAACAGGGUCUACAAGCUUUCGGGGAACCUGACCAUUCUGGUGGCUCACAAAACCGGUCCUGAGGAGGACAACAAAUCCUGCUACCCACCCCUCAUCGUGCAGCCGUGCAGCGAGGUCCUCACGCUCACCAACAACGUCAACAAGCUGCUCAUCAUCGACUACUCGGAGAACCGGCUGCUGGCGUGCGGCAGCCUCUACCAGGGGGUCUGCAAGCUGCUGCGCCUCGACGACCUCUUCAUCCUGGUGGAGCCCUCGCACAAGAAGGAGCAUUACCUCUCCAGCGUCAACAAGACGGGCACCAUGUACGGGGUGAUCGUGCGCUCCGAGGGCGAGGACGGGAAGCUCUUCAUCGGCACGGCCGUGGAUGGCAAGCAGGAUUAUUUCCCCACCCUGUCCAGCCGCAAACUGCCCCGGGACCCGGAGUCGUCGGCGAUGUUGGAUUACGAGCUCCACAGUGACUUUGUUUCGUCCCUCAUCAAAAUCCCCUCGGACACACUGGCUCUGGUUUCGCACUUUGACAUCUUCUACAUCUACGGCUUCGCCAGCGGUAACUUUGUGUAUUUCCUGACCGUGCAGCCCGAGACCCCCGAGGGCGUUUCCAUCAACUCCGCCAGCGACCUCUUCUACACCUCGCGCAUCGUCCGCCUGUGCAAGGACGACCCCAAGUUCCACUCGUACGUGUCCCUGCCCUUCGGCUGCGUCAAGGGCGACACUGAGUACCGGCUGCUGCAGGCUGCCUACCUGUCCAAACCCGGGGAGGUGCUGGCCAGAGCCCUCAACAUCACAGCGCAGGAGGACGUGCUCUUUGCCAUCUUCUCCAAGGGGCAGAAGCAGUACCACCACCCCCCCGACGACUCCGCGCUCUGCGCCUUCCCCAUCCGCACCGUCAACGCCCACAUCAAGGAGCGCCUGCAGUCCUGCUACCAGGGCGAGGGCAACCUGGAGCUCAACUGGCUGCUGGGGAAGGAUGUCCAGUGCACCAAAGCGCCAGUCCCCAUCGAUGACAACUUCUGUGGGCUCGACAUCAACCAGCCCCUGGGGGGCUCAGUGCCCGUGGACGGGGUGACGCUCUUCACCUCCAGCCGCGACCGCAUGACCUCCGUGGCUUCCUACGUCUACAACGGCUACAGCGUGGUCUUUGUGGGCACCAAGACGGGCAGGCUGAAGAAGAUCCGGGCUGAUGGGCCCCCCCAGGGCGGGAUCCAGUACGAGGUGGUGCCGGUGUUCAAGGACGGGAGCCCGGUGCUGCGGGACAUGGCCUUCUCCAUCGACCACAAGUACCUGUACGUGAUGUCAGAGCGCCAGGUGUCCCGGGUGCCCGUGGAGUCCUGUGAGCAGUACACGACCUGCCAGGAGUGCCUGAGCUCGGGGGACCCCCACUGUGGCUGGUGCUCCCUCCACCACAUGUGCUCGCCGAGGGACCGCUGUGAGCGCGCAGAGGAGCCGUUCCGCUUCGCUGGGAGCAUCGGGCAGUGCCUGAGCGUGGCCGUGCAGCCCAGCAGCAUCUCCGUGUCCCAGCACAGCCUCCCGCUCAGCCUGCGGGUGAGCGACGCUCCAGACCUGAGCGCCGGCGUCAGCUGCGUCUUCGGGAACCUGAGCGAGGUGGAGGGGCAGGUGGCGGGCAGCCAGGUGGUUUGUGUGUCCCCAGCAGCCAAGGAUGUCCCUGCCAUCCCCGUGGAUCAGGACUGGUUCGGGGUCGUGCUCCAGCUGAAGUCCCGGGAGACCGGCAGGACCUUCGUCAGCACCGAGUUCAAGUUCUACAACUGCAGCGCCCACCAGCUGUGCCUGUCCUGUGUGAACAGCGCUUUCCGCUGCCACUGGUGCAAGUACCGGAAUCUGUGCACCCACGACCCCACCACCUGCUCCUUCCAGGAGGGACGGAUCAACACCUCUGAGGACUGCCCCCAGCUGUUCCCCACCGAGGAGAUCCUGAUCCCGGUGGGAGAGGUGAAGCCCAUCACGCUCAAGGCCAGGAACCUGCCCCAGCCCCAGUCGGGGCAGAGGGGCUACGAGUGCGUGCUGAGCAUCCAGGGCAUCAUCCACAGGGUGCCCGCCCUGCGCUUCAACAGCUCCAGCGUGCAGUGCCAGAACAGCUCGUACCUCUAUGAUGGGAUGGACAUCAGCAACCUGCCAGUGGACUUUGCUGUGGUUUGGAACGGGAACUUUGUCAUUGACAACCCGGAGAACCUGAAAGUUCACCUGUACAAGUGCGCGGCGCAGCGCGAGAGCUGCGGGCUGUGCCUCAAGGCCGACCCCAAGUUCGAGUGCGGCUGGUGCAGCGGCGAGGCCAAGUGCACCCUGCGGCCCCACUGCGGCUCCCCCUGGCUCCACUGGUCCGGCCACAACGUCAAGUGCUCCAACCCGCGCAUCACCGAGAUCCUGACGGUGUCAGGGCCCCCAGAAGGAGGGACCAGGGUGACCAUCCGUGGAGUGAACCUGGGCCUGGACUUCUCGGAGAUCGCGCAGGGCGUGCAGGUGGCCGGGGUGCAGUGCACGCCCCUGCCCGAGCACUACGUCGUGGCUGAGCAGAUCGUCUGUGAAAUGGGGCAGGCGCUUCCAGGGAUCAGCUCCGGCCCAGUGCUCCUGUGCAUCGGAGAGUGCAAGCCCGAGUUCACGGCCAAGUCAGCACAGCAGUACAUGUUUGUGACCCCAGCUGUGAGUUUCCUGAGCCCCAGCCGUGGCCCAGAGUCGGGAGGGACCAUGGUGACAAUCUCUGGCCACUACCUCGGGGCUGGCAGCCGCGUCUCCGUGCUCCUGGGCAACCAGACCUGCGAGUUCCACGAGCGAUCCAUGAAUGAGAUUGUUUGUGUGUCAGCACCCUCAGCCCACGGCCUGGGCGCUGUUCAGGUCUCUGUCAGCGUGGACAGGGCUCAGCUGGAGAGGACUUUGCUGUUUGAGUACAUCGAUGACCCCAAGGUGCAGCACAUCGAGCCCGAGUGGAGCAUUGCCAGUGGCCACACGCCCCUGACCGUCACUGGCACCAACCUGGAUGUGAUCCAGGAGCCGCGGAUCCGUGUCAAGCACAACGGGAAGGAGUUUGUCAACGUGUGCAAGGUGGUCAAUGCCACCGCCCUGUGGUGCCUGGCACCGCCGCUGACCCCCGAGUACCGGCCGGGGCUGGACGCCGUGGAGCGCCCGGACGAGUUCGGCUUCAUCUUCAACAACGUCCAGUCCCUGCUGGUCUACAACGACACCAAGUUCAUCUACUACCCCAACCCCACGUUUGAAAUGCUGAGCUCCACGGGCGUGCUGGAGCAGAAACCAGGCUCUCCCAUCAUCCUGAAGGGCAGGAACCUGUGCCCGCCCGCCCCCGGAGGAGCCAAGCUCAACUACACGGUGCUGAUCGGGGAGACGCCCUGCGCCGUCACCGUGUCCGAGACCCAGCUGCUGUGCGAGCCCCCCACCCUCAGCGGGCAGCACAAAGUGAUGGUGCGUGUUGGGGGCGUGCUCUUCUCGCCUGGCUCCGUGAGCAUCGUGUCCGACAGCCUCCUGACCCUCCCCGCCAUCGUCAGCAUCGCGGCCGGCGGCUCGCUGCUCCUCGUCAUCGUCAUCAUCGUCCUCAUCGCCUACAAGCGCAAGUCCCGCGAGAACGACCUCACCCUCAAGAGGCUGCAGAUGCAGAUGGACAACCUGGAGUCCCGGGUGGCCCUGGAGUGCAAGGAGGCUUUUGCAGAGCUGCAGACGGACAUCAACGAGCUGACCAGCGACCUGGACCGCUCGGGGAUCCCGUACCUGGAUUACCGCACCUACGCCAUGCGCGUGCUGUUCCCCGGCAUCGAGGAUCACCCCGUGCUGCGGGAGCUCGAGGUGCAGGGGAACGGGCAGCAGAGCGUGGAGAAGGCCCUGAAGCUCUUUGCCCAGCUGAUCAACAACAAGGUGUUCCUGCUGACCUUCAUCCGCACGCUGGAGCUGCAGCGCAGCUUCUCCAUGCGCGACCGCGGCAACGUGGCCUCGCUCAUCAUGACGGGGCUGCAGGGCAAGCUGGAGUACGCCACCGACGUCCUCAAGCAGCUGCUCUCCGACCUCAUCGAGAAGAACCUGGAGAACAAGAACCACCCCAAGCUGCUCCUGCGCAGGACCGAGUCGGUGGCCGAGAAGAUGCUGACCAACUGGUUUGCCUUCCUGCUGCACCGAUUCCUCAAGGAGUGUGCUGGAGAGCCCCUGUUCAUGCUCUACUGUGCCAUCAAGCAGCAGAUGGAGAAGGGCCCCAUCGAUGCCAUCACGGGCGAGGCGCGCUACUCCCUGAGCGAGGACAAGCUCAUCCGGCAGCAGAUCGAGUACAAGACCCUGAUCCUGAACUGUGUGAACCCAGACAAUGAGAACAGCCCAGAGAUCCCCGUGAAGGUGCUGAACUGCGACACCAUCACCCAGGUCAAGGAGAAGAUCCUGGACGCCGUGUACAAAAACGUCCCCUAUUCCCAAAGACCCAGAGCUGUGGACAUGGAUUUGGAGUGGCGGCAGGGCCGCAUCGCCCGCGUGGUGCUGCAGGACGAGGACAUCACCACCAAGAUCGAGGGGGACUGGAAGCGCCUCAACACCCUGGUGCACUAUCAGGUGUCAGACCGCUCCGUGGUGGCUCUGGUCCCCAAGCAAACCUCCUCCUACAACAUCCCUGCCUCUGCCAGCAUCUCCAGGACAUCCAUCAGCAGAUACGACUCCACGUUCCGCUACACCGGCAGCCCCGACAGCCUCCGCUCGCGCGCGCCCAUGAUCACCCCCGACCUGGAGAGCGGCGUCAAGGUCUGGCACCUGGUCAAGAACCACGACCACGGCGACCAGAAGGAGGGAGACCGGGGCAGCAAGAUGGUGUCUGAGAUCUACCUGACCAGGCUCCUGGCUACAAAGGGCACGCUGCAGAAGUUCGUGGAUGACCUGUUUGAGACGCUGUUCAGCACGGUGCACCGCGGCAGCGCCCUGCCCCUCGCCAUCAAGUACAUGUUCGACUUCCUGGACGAGCAGGCGGACAAGCACGGCAUCCACGACACCGACGUGCGGCACACCUGGAAGAGCAACUGCCUCCCCCUGCGCUUCUGGGUGAACGUGAUCAAAAACCCUCAGUUCGUGUUCGACAUCCACAAGGGCAGCAUCACGGACGCCUGCCUGUCCGUGGUGGCUCAGACCUUCAUGGAUUCCUGCUCCACCUCGGAGCACCGCCUGGGCAAGGACUCGCCCUCCAACAAGCUGCUGUACGCCAAGGACAUCCCCAGCUACAAGAGCUGGGUGGAGAGGUAUUACGCAGACAUCGCCAAGCUCCCGGCCAUCAGCGACCAGGACAUGAACGCCUACCUCGCCGAGCAGUCGCGCCUGCACGCCGUGGAGUUCAACAUGCUGAGCGCCCUCAACGAGAUCUACUCCUACGUCAGCAAGUACAGCGAGGAGCUCAUCGGGGCUCUGGAGCAGGAUGAGCAGGCUCGGAGGCAGCGCUUGGCGUACAAAGUAGAGCAACUCAUUGGGGCCAUGUCCUUCGAGAGCUGAAGAGAGGUCACGGGCAGCAAAGGGCAGAGGAUCGCACGGACUCUCGGGAAUCUGGAGGGACAACAAGCAAGGAAGGCACUGGACACACCCCCAAGGCUCUUCUGGAGAGAGCAGAGCCUGGCCCAAGGACUGGCUGUGCUCAAAAGUCACACAGGAUCCAGUUGGAAAGGGCAGGAAGGGAAGGUGAAACAUCUCAAUCAAAGUCCAAGCAAGGUGCAUCAUUUUUUUUCAAGAAGGAACCUGGAAAGUCUGGAUGUCUCCACGACUGCUGCUUUGCAUGAAAAUUGUUUAAUGUAUAUUAGAAAAUAAAACUUUAUUUAAAGUUUUUUUUUUAAAAAAAAAAAAAAAGAAA